AUGUCGGCGAUGAAAUCAUAUUCAUCUGGCCGAUUUUUCACGAUUGGGUUAGUAACAGCGUGGUACUCAUCGAACAUUGGAGUUUUGCUUUUGAACAAAUAUUUGUUGAGCAAUUAUGGAUUCAAGUAUCCGAUUUUCUUGACCAUGUGUCACAUGACGGCUUGCUCGUUGUUCAGCUACAUUGCGAUCGCGUGGAUGAAGAUGGUCCCGAUGCAGACCAUAAGAUCUAGGGUUCAGUUAAUGAAGAUCUCAGCAUUGAGUCUUGUGUUUUGUGGGUCUGUUGUUAGCGGGAACGUUUCGCUUAGGUAUUUACCUGUGAGCUUUAACCAGGCGAUAGGGGCCACCACGCCUUUUUUCACUGCGGUGUUCGCGUAUUUGAUGACGUUGAAAAGGGAGGCAUGGUUGACUUAUGUGACUUUGAUUCCAGUUGUCACGGGAGUCGUGAUUGCUAGCGGGGGUGAGCCAAGUUUCCAUCUAUUUGGAUUUAUAGUGUGUGUUGCUGCAACAGCUGCAAGGGCACUAAAAUCUGUGCUUCAAGGAAUUUUGCUUUCUUCAGAAGGGGAAAAACUCAAUUCUAUGAAUCUGCUCUUGUACAUGGCUCCUAUUGCCGUGGUGCUUUUACUCCCGGCAACACUCUUUAUGGAAGAAAAUGUAGUUGGCAUCACAUUGGCACUUGCAAGGGAUGAUAUCAAUAUUGUCUGGUUACUGCUAUUCAAUUCUGCUCUUGCUUAUUUUGUAAACUUGACCAAUUUUUUGGUCACAAAGCACACUAGUGCUCUGACUCUUCAGGUCCUAGGAAAUGCAAAAGGUGCAGUAGCAGUGGUUAUUUCAAUAUUAAUAUUUAGGAAUCCCGUCUCUGUUACUGGAAUGCUUGGGUAUACUCUCACAGUCAUUGGCGUUAUACUCUAUAGCGAAGCCAAGAAGCGAAGUAAACGAGAGAACAAUCUCUAA
Messenger RNA from Fraxinus pennsylvanica, 951 nucleotides. NCBI's taxonomy places the organism in Eukaryota, Viridiplantae, Streptophyta, Magnoliopsida, Lamiales, Oleaceae. The record is from the annotation of a GenBank genome assembly.